AAAUUUAAAAAAAACUUACGCCGGCCGCGAAGGGCCGUUUAUUCAAAAACUACCGUAGUUAUUCUGCAGACUGCGACCUAAAUUUUAAUAUAGGUUGUAGAGUCUCGUAAUUUAAUUAAUUUGCAAUGAUUUUAAGAUGUCAAGUAUUGUGAAUUCUGAAAGGGCGCUACAGCCUGAUGCUACAAAGAUGCAGUUAGAUUGCCUAGAACUCGCCGGGUGCACCCUGGACCGAUACAUAAACUCGGACAAUUCCCGCCCAUCGUUUUUGGAGAUAACCGGUAUAGCUGCCCAAGGGACUGCAACAUGCAGUGGUCUAAACGCCGGCGACUACAAAAACUUAGCUGCUCUAUUAAAUCACCCGUCCUUGUCGCAGUUAAAAAUACUAAACAAAGUGCCGCUUCCACCAGAAAUCAUGGAGCAUUUUGCUCAUGUACAAUGUCACUGCUUGAUGGGAGUUUUCCCAGAAAUAAGCAGAGUAUGGCUAGCAAUCGACAGCAACAUUUAUGUGUGGGCGUUUGAACAUGGAACUGAUGUUGCUUAUUUUGAUGGUUUGGGUGAAACAAUUGUUAGCGUCGGACUAGUGAAACCCAAGACUGGCGUAUUCCAAAACUUUGUAAAAUACCUCUUAGUACUUACUACUACUGUAGAAAUUGUAGUUUUAGGUGUCACAUUCUCAAACAGUAAGCAGGAUAGUUCAGAAGAAAUGGAAGAAAUUCAUCUUGUGCCGGAGCCAGUGUUUGUUCUGCCCACAGAUGGUGUGUCAAUGUUAUGUGUGAAAUCCACAAGCAAGGGCAGAAUAUUCAUGGGCGGCAAAGAUGGAUGUCUUUAUGAAAUAACAUACCAGGCUCAACUAGGGUGGUUUGGCAAACAUUGUAAGAAAAUUAACCACUCAAACAGUGCUUUAUCAUUUCUGGUGCCUUCCUUUCUGAAUGCUGCCCUGUAUGACGAAGAUCCCAUAGUGAAAAUAGAAGUAGACAACACACGUCACAUUCUGUACACUUUGAGUGAAAAGGGAUGCAUUGAAGUUUUUGAUUUAGGCAGUGACGGAGAAGGUUUGAGUAAAGUUGUGAGACUUACACAAGGAAAAAUUGUGUCACUAGCAGUAGACAUUGUAAAAACUUUGGAACCCACUAACUUCAGACCAGUCAUAGCAAUAUCGGCAGUGGACGAAGCAGAAUCGGAUCAUUUAAAUUUAGUAGCAGUUACACAGACAGGCGCUAGACUGUAUUUCAGUGCUGGAAGUGUAGAUGUAAAUCAGGGUGGACCACAGCGGCCCCAGUACCUCACACUUCUACAUGUGCGCCUCCCACCUGGCUUCACACCCAACUCCUCUGUUCUCAAACCCAAACAAGUACACAGCGCUGCAUAUGAAAACGGCUCUUUAGUGAUGGUGUGUUCUGCCGGCGGCGGCGACGCGGAGGCUCUGUGGUGUUUAUCGCGCGUGCUGCCGGGCGCGGGCUUCAGCGAGGCGCACACGGUACUGGCGCUGGACGGACCCGCGUGGGCGCUUACAGCACUGCCGCCGAAACACUCCUCGCACCUGUCCCCGGCGCUGUUGGCGAAGAGAGAGGUGUGGUCGUGCGGGCGGUGGGCGGUGGUGAGCGCGUGGGGCGCGGCGCUGCUGUCAGCAGGCGCGGCGCCGGACCUGCUGCGCUCGCUGCUGCGCGACUGCCGCGGACCUGAGGCGCAGCCGGUCAAGGAUAUGUUCCAGUUGCAAGGCGUGGAGCAGGCGUGCGCGUGCGCGUUGUACCUGGCGUGCGAGGAGCCCACCAGCGGGGAGCCGUCAAUCGGCGAGUGGGCGGCGCGCGCGUUCUUCCUGUACGGCAGCCAGGUCGCGCCCGCGCCCGUGUACCCGCCCUCGCAGAUGCCGUCCGCGAUUGCCUCACCAAAAUUCUCGCCGCGUCAGAUGUCAACUCCGAUGACGAGACCGCAGGAUCAAAUGCGGCAGGCACAGAUGAACCAAUCUUUCAAUCAAACUCAAAUGAACCAGUCCGUCGGCCUGGCCAGUCCCAACUCUGUACCUCAGUCACCCUAUCAGAAUAUGAUGAGUCCAGGGAUAUUCAACCAGUCGUCGUUUGUGGGGAAUGUCACUCAACAGCCUCAAAACGGAUUCCCCGUGCAGGCAGAAUACAGCGCCAAACACAACGGCAUGUAUAUAUACGUGGGCAAGAUUCUGGCUCCGAUAUGGAACUUGAAGUGUGUAUCGAAAUCGCAGACGCCGGAUAACAAGGAGUUUAUGACAAGCAAAGUGACUGGUGAAGAUUGUGCAUACAUCGUGAAGAAGUUACAGCGUGUAGCUAACUUCCUGCAGAGAGUCGCCGCUCCACCGCACUCCGAGGAGAACGCCUCGAUACAUGCGCUAAAACUUUACAUAAAUAUGGCAAUUGAGAUGCUAAGCUUGUGGAAAGUCCUUUGCGAACACCAGUUCCAUGUUAUAGCGGCAAGUUUACCACCCGAACAACAGAGUGCAUUGCAAGCUGCUAGCUUUAGGGAGCUGUUCUUGGGUGGUCAGGAGGUUGCUUGUUUGCUUCUCGGUUCUCUAGUAGCUGGCUACUUGAAAGACAAUGCGUCAGUCGAUGGCAUUUCUCAAAAACUUAGACAGCUCUGUCCCACGCUUUAUAGACAAGAAGAUGCUACAUGCUCAAAAGCAAAUGAACUACUGAUUUUUGCAAAACAACAAAAAAAUCCAGCUGAAAGAGAGGAAAUGCUUAGUCAAGCCUUAAAACUUUGCAAGGAUGUAGCGCCAAACGUCAAUCUUCCUCUAGUCUGCUCCAAGCUUUUGUCAGCGGGGUAUUACUCUGGUGUGGUAGAGCUGUGUGUCACCUGUGCCAGUAAACUGGACCCGCAAGACAAGGCGUUGUACUACUACAAGAGCGAUCAGCCGGCGCAAGAUAGAGAGGGACAGCUGGCGUAUUACAGACGAAUGGAGAUAUAUCGCGAAGUUUGCGGCGCUUUAGAGCGGCUGUACGAGCGCAGUGCGGAGGCCAGCGAUGGCUCGCCCGCACGAGCGCGCGCGCCCGCAAACUGCGACGCACUGCAUACGCUCUCGCCCGCUGAUGCGCAAUAUCAGGGCAAGAAACUAGUUUGGGAUUGUCUAUCUAGGAACGAUGAAUUGCUGCACGUGGCUGUUUACGAGUGGCUCAUAUCGAAGAAUUUGGGUUCGGAGCUGAUAUCGGGUACGUCGGGUGCACCACCGCCGACGCUGCGUACGUACUUGGCGGCGGCAGCGCGUGCGGCGCCAGCACCGGCCGCGCUACAGCUGUUGGAUUUGCUGUGGAAGGUUCUGGAGAGAGCAGGAGACCACCUCGCCGCCGCUCAUGUGCUCGAGGGACUCGCUACCAAACCUGGUACGGGUGCGACGCUCGCGCAGCGUAUGUCGUGGGUGUGUGCGGGCGUGGUGUGCGUGCGGGGGCGGGGCGCGGCGGGCGGGGCGGAGCUAGUGCGGCGGCUGGAGGAGGCGGCGGAGGUGGCGCGAGUACAGGCGGCUGUACGAGCGGCGCUGCGCAGUGCCCCUUGCGCGCCCCCGCCACAUCAGCUGCAGCGGUUGGAUGAUGAGCUGCUGGAUAUUACCCAGCUGUACGAAGAGUAUGCGGACCGCUACAAUCUGUGGGAGUGUAAGCUCGCCAUAGUCCAGUGUUCGGGCCACAACGACGCUCUGCUAGUGGAGAACAUAUGGAGCAACAUCCUGGCCGAGGCAGAGGCGAACGCCCGCAAUCUCCCCACGCCUGACGAGCGGCUGGCGUCCGUGCUCAGCAAACUGACUACAUUAGGCAGAGAAUACGUCAACACUGGCCACUGUUUCCCACUUUAUUUUAUAGUCCGUCAAUUAGAAAUAAUGAGCUGUAAGCUGCAGGCAGAUAAAAGUUUGGUGUUCAAGGCGAUUCUGAAUAUUGGAGUUUCGUUUGAACAAGUUUUAGACAUUUAUAUAAAACUGGUGAGCGUGAACGAGCGCGUGUGGCUGGGUUGCGGCGACGAGUCGCACGUGUGCGGCGCCGCGGUGUGCGUGCUGCAGGCGGCGCGCACGUUGCUCCCGCCCCUCGCGCCCGCCGCCCGGCGCCGCGCGCGCGCUAGGUGCAAGGACCUGCACGAAGCCGCGCUCUCCGCACUACAGAGUCGUCCGAACACACAACAACUUAUAGACAAAUUAACAGUUGCCCAGUCAUACUUGGAUCGUAUGGAUUGAUCUGUCACUGUACAGAUUAUGAAAUAGGUAAAAAGCCAUUUAUUUUUCUAUGCCCUUGGAGGCCAACUAAAAGACAUUCAAUCAGGUUAAUUCAUAAAUUGGAAAAUUGAAACAGGACAUCCAUAAAUUAUUUAAUUUAUGUAAAUUACAUUAGAUAGACAUUUUUUAAAUUUUUAAUUCAAAAAUACUUAUCCUAAUAAUUUACAGUUAUACAUUGGCAGUGACGUAAACAUUAACUAACUUGUUUUAUAUACAUUAAACAAUUUGCUAUUACAUUCUAAUUAUGUGCAUGAAUAUACGAAAAUAUAGAAAUUGUGAUUCUGUACCUCAGAUGUGGUUUCUAUUUUUGUAAAUAAAAUUCUUAAAUUAA
Molecule: messenger RNA, 4553 nt
Organism: Aricia agestis (brown argus)
Lineage: Eukaryota; Metazoa; Arthropoda; Insecta; Lepidoptera; Lycaenidae
Gene: Nup154
Product: nuclear pore complex protein Nup154
Exons: 25
Coding region: 137-4183 (1348 amino acids)
Biological process (GO): transcription-dependent tethering of RNA polymerase II gene DNA at nuclear periphery; protein localization to nuclear inner membrane; RNA export from nucleus
Cellular component (GO): nuclear pore; nuclear pore inner ring
Molecular function (GO): structural constituent of nuclear pore
Source: RefSeq, a predicted model, not a curated record